Didymodactylos carnosus is the source of this 1065-nucleotide messenger RNA. NCBI's taxonomy places the organism in Eukaryota, Metazoa, Rotifera, Eurotatoria, Philodinida, Philodinidae. The record is from the annotation of a GenBank genome assembly.
AUGGCAAAAUUAUGCCAAUUUAAGAGUAAUUGUCAAAAAGCGGGCAUAACAUCUUGUGAAGGAUGUAAUAUAAGGUAUUGCCUUGAUCAUUUAGUUGAACAUCGAAAUAUGUUGCAUAACGAUUUUCAACGAGUACUUAGCGACAGGGAUUUAUUAAGACAAGAAUUUUAUCCAUCCGACAUUGGUAACGCUAACGACAAUAAUAAAGAACUCCUUCAUCGUAUUAAUCAAUGGGAAAUGCAAAUGAUACAAAUGGUAUCAAAUGCAGCUGAAAAUGGUCGACAACAAAUUCGACAGUUAUUAAACGAAAAUCAUCAAAAAUUAUGCUCUGUUUAUGAUCAGUUAAGCGAUGAAUUACGUCAACGUUUUAAAAACGAUGACUAUUAUGAACAAGAUAUAAAAAACCUGGCUGAACGAUUAGAACAAUUGAAACUCGCAUUAACAACACCAUCAGCGAUUCAACUACAAUUGGAAAAUAUAAUUGACUUACAUAAUUCAAUAAGAAUAAUCACUUCAAAUCCAACAGUGUCAAAAAAUGUUCAAUCAAAUGAUUGUGGACUAAGAGAUCCAAAUAAAAACUUGCAAGAAGAUCGAAAUAAAACUCAAAGUUUUUUACAUAAAUCAGAAAUGUUACUAAAUCGAUUACAGCAAUUUGAAGAUAAAAAGAAUGUUCUAGAACAGACAUCAUCAACAUAUGGUAACGACAGAGAAAAAUGUAAAAAUGUUCAAGUAAUGACAUGCACACCUACAGAACAUUAUAACCUACUUUGUAGUAGAUGCAAUGUAGUUUGCGAUGAAAAGUGCAUAACAUUUCAAUCUUACUGCGCACUCACCUUUGGUAAAUGUACAAUGUGUCCAGGCAGAUGUUCAUUUAAACAUCAUUAUCAUGAUCGUAAAUCAAUUCAAUUUCGUACGGUGCGCUUAGACGAACGCUUGGAUUCAUCUAGUAUCUCGUCAGAAGGAUGUCAUACAUCACGUGACGAAACAGAAGAAGACGAGCGAACUCUUGUUGUUCAACAAUUAAAAAAUAAUACAAUGAAAUCGAAUAAGAUUAUAAAAAAUUAA